Molecule: messenger RNA, 372 nt
Organism: Striga hermonthica
Lineage: Eukaryota; Viridiplantae; Streptophyta; Magnoliopsida; Lamiales; Orobanchaceae
Source: the annotation of a GenBank genome assembly
AUGAACGGCGACGGCAACAUCAGCCGGGAGAAGCUCAAUGAUUCACUAGAGAAUCUCGGGAUCUACGUGUCGGAAGAGAAGCUACAACGGAUGGUCGGGAAGAUUGAUGCCAACGGGAUGCCCAGAGGCUGUGACGCGCGGGAUGCCAAUGAUUGGGGGUCGAUCCAUGCGGAGCAGAGGGUGAGCAGAGUGUUCAUGGUGGAGAAGAUGGGGGUGGCGCUGCCACUAGAUGAUGGGGACGACGGGUUUGUGGCGGCUGUGGAGCAAGAAAAGAUGAAAAUUAGGAUGGAUUUAGGCAUAAAUUGGCUGAAGAGUUUCAGCGCAAAAAAGGCGACCCGAUGGUUUAUGGUGAAACUGGAGAAUCUGUCAUAG